AUGAACGAUUACAGCAGGGACGUUGAACUGGGCCAGGAGCAAUAUGCCCUCCAAGACCGAAGUAAUAUGAGUGCAGUACUCAGAAAGCGUCGCAAAGUCAACCAGGAGCUUCAACACAUUGCCCAGAAGCGGGGGCAACUUCAUCCUGCCCAACAAGCUCUCCUGGACUCGACGACUUCACAACAAGAUUAUGACGCUGGAGUUCGUAUUGGUUCGAUCAAGGAAGAAAUCGCGGGCUCCUUUCAGCGAGUUCGCGGUAUUGUUGCUGAGCUCAAGCGGGAUGCGGACAUGACCAAUCCACGCAUCCAGGAGCAGGUGCAACUUACAAGUGAAAAUGUCCAGCGGCAAAUUCAAGCAUACAUCCAAGCCCAGAGGGAUUUCGAAGACAAGCUUCGGUCGCAGGUGCGACGGCGGUAUGAGAUUGCACAUCAAGAUGCGACGCCUGAGGAAGUGACCGCUGGUGUGGAGAAUAUCAUUCACGGCGGGGAGCAGGCAUUCAAGGUCCAUGGAAUGCGAACUGCCCAGGCGACCGAGAUCCAAAACGCGGUUUCGCAACGAUCCGCCGCUAUUCGCAAGAUCGAGCAAGACUUGCUCACCCUCAGUGAAAUGUACCAUGAUGUUGGGGCUCUGGUUGAACAACAGGCUCGUCCCGUGCAAAACAUCGAGCAAAAGGCCGAUAUCACGUACCAGAACAACAAAAAAGCCAACGAGCAUUUGAGCAAGGCAAUCAUCAGUUUGCGCAACGCGAAUAAAUACAAGUGGUGGAUCUUGCUUGUGUGCAUUCUGAUUGUUGCAAUCAUCGUGGCCGCAUACUUUGGAGCGCUCUGCAGCACUGGGCACUGCCCAGGUCAAUGA
This is a messenger RNA of Penicillium canariense, 855 nucleotides long. RefSeq names its product SNARE domain protein. Lineage: Eukaryota; Fungi; Ascomycota; Eurotiomycetes; Eurotiales; Aspergillaceae. Gene Ontology annotation, cellular component: SNARE complex; plasma membrane; endomembrane system. The record is from RefSeq and is a predicted model, not a curated record. Bases 1 to 855 code for a protein of 284 amino acids. The transcript has 4 exons. Gene Ontology annotation, biological process: exocytosis; vesicle fusion; intracellular protein transport. Gene Ontology annotation, molecular function: SNAP receptor activity; SNARE binding.